UCAAAUUUUUUUUUUCUUACUGAAACAUCGAAUCAUUUUGAAAUUUGAAUCAUUUUACACACACACACACACAUGCAGAACUUUUUGUGAACGACAAAUUGGAAAGACAACGAAAAUAGACAAAUUUUUUCUGGAAUUUUUCACACCCAUUGUUCACAAAUUGAUUGAUAAUGGCCAAAACAUAUGAUUAUUUAUUCAAAUUAUUACUAAUUGGUGAUUCGGGCGUUGGCAAAACAUGUAUACUAUUUCGUUUUAGUGAGGAUGCAUUUAAUACAACAUUCAUUUCGACAAUCGGUAUCGAUUUCAAAAUUCGUACCAUCGAAUUGGAUGGUAAAAAAAUUAAAUUACAAAUAUGGGAUACAGCCGGCCAAGAACGUUUUCGUACAAUAACAACAGCCUAUUAUCGUGGUGCUAUGGGCAUCAUGUUGGUAUAUGAUGUAACGAAUGAAAAAUCAUUUGAUAAUAUUAAAAAUUGGAUUAGAAAUAUUGAAGAACAUGCAUCAAGUGAUGUUGAAAAAAUGAUAUUAGGCAAUAAAUGCGAUAUACAGGAUCGGCGACAAGUAUCACGUGAACGUGGUGAACAAUUAGCGAUAGAAUAUAAUAUUAAAUUUAUGGAAACAUCGGCUAAAUCUAGUUGUAAUGUUGAAGAAGCAUUCUUUACAUUAGCUAAAGAUAUUAAAGCAAAAAUGGAACGAAAAUUGGAAUCAAACAAUCAAAAUCGUGGUGGCCAUCAUUUACGUGCUAAUGAACCUGCCAAAAAACAAUCAAAAAUAUGGUUUUGUAAUCUUCUUUGAUUUCAUUACAAUCAAUUCAAAACACUAAAAUUCAAAUGGUAAACAACAAUUUCAAUCAAACAAACAAACAAAAAAAAAAAUUUGGUCCCAAUAUUGUCACCCAUAUAUGUCAUCCAUUUCUAUUCUAAUCAUUGUGCCUUUCCAAUGUUCAUCACCCAUCACUAAACUAUAAUAAUUGUAUUGAAUGCGUGUUCGUGUGUGUGUGUUUUUCUGAUAUUUGUUCAUUUUCAAAACAUACAAAACAAUCUUUUAUCUGGAAUUUGUACAGAAAUUCUUUUUAUUUUUUUUUCUCUGAUCACACACACUUACACACACACACUGACCAAGCUCUCAAGAAUCUUUUUUUAAUGAGAAA
This is a messenger RNA of Dermatophagoides farinae (American house dust mite), 1149 nucleotides long. It is a transcript of the gene Rab8, whose product is annotated as RAS oncogene family member Rab8. Lineage: Eukaryota; Metazoa; Arthropoda; Arachnida; Sarcoptiformes; Pyroglyphidae. Gene Ontology annotation, molecular function: GTP binding; GTPase activity. The record is from RefSeq and is a predicted model, not a curated record.